Molecule: messenger RNA, 2769 nt
Organism: Cariama cristata (Red-legged seriema)
Lineage: Eukaryota; Metazoa; Chordata; Aves; Cariamiformes; Cariamidae
Product: deleted in malignant brain tumors 1 protein-like
Exons: 11
Coding region: 1-2769 (922 amino acids)
Cellular component (GO): membrane
Source: RefSeq, a predicted model, not a curated record
AUGGCAGGCUCGGAUGUUUCCAGCUUUGCCCCGGUCCGGCUGGUGGAUGGCCCAGGUCACUGUGCCGGGAGGGUCGAGGUGUUUCACAGUGAGAAAUGGGGGACAGUGUGCGAUGACAGCUGGGACUUUGCGGAUGCCAAAGUGGUGUGCCGGCAGCUGGACUGUGGGGUAGUGAUAUCAGCUCCACGGCGGGCUCACUUCGGGCAGGGACAGGGACCCAUCUGGCUGGACAACCUGCGCUGCAUGGGGACGGAGGCUGCCCUCUCUGAAUGCAGAUCCAAGGGCUGGGGCAUCCACGGAUGCGAGCACGGAGAAGACGCCGGUGUGGUGUGCUCAGGUAACUGCCGCAUGUCAUGCCUCCGCCUGGUGAACGGCUCGGACCCGUGCUCUGGGAGAGUUGAAGUGUUUCAUGAUCAGCGCUGGGGGGGCAUCUGUACGGAUGGCUGGGACCUGACCGAAGCCCACGUGGUCUGUCGGCAGCUGGGCUGCGGGUCGGCGCACUCGGCCACGGGGUCUACCCGGUUUGGGACAGGAGAUGGCCUGAUCUGGGUGGAUGCUGUGGAGUGCACCGGGACGGAGGGGGCCCUCUUCGAGUGCAAGGUCAAGUUCUGGGGUGCUAAGAGCUGCAAGUCGAGGGAGCACGCAGGUGUCAUGUGCUCCACGGCCGCAGAGCCCUGGCCCCUGCGGCUGGUGAACGGCCCGCACCGCUGUGCCGGGAGGGUAGAGGUCUUUCACAACCAGCAGUGGGGAACCAUCUGUGACGACGGCUGGGACCUGAAGGACGCAGCUGUGGUGUGCCGGCAGCUGGGCUGUGGGACGGCCAUGUCAGCCCCAGGUUUAUCUGGUUUUGGGCAAGGAUCUGGCCCCAUCUGGCUAGACGGGGUGAGUUGCCUUGGGACAGAAGCCACCCUCGCUGAAUGCCCUGUCAAGCCUUGGGGACACCAUGCAUGUAACCAUGUGGAAGACGCCAGCGUUGUGUGCUCAGGGAUUGCCAGCAUCCCGAGGCUUCGCCUGAUGGAUGGCUUGAGCAAGUGCUCUGGGAGGGUUGAGGUGUUUUACAACAACAAGUGGGGGACGGUCUGUGAUGACAGCUGGGACCUGAGUGAUGCAGCGGUGGUGUGCCGGCAGCUGGGCUGUGGGGUUGCCCUCUCAGCCCCCGGCUCAGCUCGGUUUGGAUGGGCAUCUGGCCCCAUCUGGCUGGACGAUGUGAGCUGCACGGGGGAGGAAACCAACUUCCUUGAGUGUCGAGCCAAGAUGUGGGGCGUCCACAACUGCCACCACGGGGAGGACGCUGGUGUGGUGUGCUCAGGUGAGAGACGGGAUGGGGCUGCUGACCUGCGGUUGGUAAACGGGCCACACCGUUGUGCCGGGAGGGUGGAGGUGCUCAACGCCGGGCAGUGGGGGACCAUCUGCGAUGACGGCUGGGACCUGAACGACGCAGCGGUGGUGUGCAGGCAGCUGGGCUGUGGCAGAGCUGAGGAAGCCCCCGGUCGGGCUCACUUCGGGAGUGGGACGGGGCGCAUCUGGUUGGAUGAUGUGGCCUGCACCGGGAGAGAGGAUGCCCUCGUCCAGUGCCAAGCCCGUCCCUGGGGACGGAGUAACUGCAAUCAUGGAGAAGAUGCCAGUGUGGUGUGCUCAAACCCAGCCAGGGCAGAGGCAGCAGAGGUUCACCUGGCAGGAGGACCGAACCGCUGCAGCGGGAGGGUACAAGUGCUGCACGCCGGGCAGUGGGGGACGGUCUGCGAUGACGGCUGGGACCUGAACGAUGCAACGGUAGUGUGCCGGCAGCUGGGCUGCGGUAAAGUCAUAGCGGUCCACAGCCGGGCUUACUUCGGGCAGGGGACGGGGUACAUCUGGCUGGAUGACGUGAGCUGCACCGGCAACGAGGACAACCUUGCCCAGUGCCGAGCCCGUCCCUGGGGACAGAGUAACUGCCACCAUGGAGAAGACGCCGGCGUGGUGUGCUCAGAUGCCAACGUCACGGAGACACAGGUCCGCUUGGCCAAUGGCCCAAACCGCUGUGCUGGUAGAGUGGAGGUUCUUCACGAACAGCGGUGGGGGACCAUUUGUGAUGACAACUGGGAUUUGAAGGACGCCAAGGUGAUCUGCCGGCAGCUGGGCUGCGGGACAGCUGUGUCAGCCCCAGGCCAUGCUCACUUUGGGCAAGGGUUGGACCCCAUCUGGCUGGAUGAUGUGGAGUGCACUGGCAUGGAGACCACCUUCUUCCAGUGUGGCCUUAGGAACUGGGGACUCCAUAACUGCAACCACGAGGAAGACGCAGGAGUUGUGUGCUCAGGCACAAACCCCUUGCAGGUGCGAGUGCAGGAUGGUCCCGGUCCCUGCGCGGGGCGGGUGGAAGUGCUCUACAACGCUACCUGGCACGGGGUGUGCAGCAGCGGCUGGGGCCUGCUGGAAGCCGAGGUGGUCUGCAAGCAGCUGGGCUGCGGGCCAGCCCAGUCGGCACCCAUCGGAGCCCAGCUCAGCCGGGGGAACGGCCGUGCCUUGCUGGAGGGGCUGAGCUGCCGGGGGACCGAGUCGCUGCUCCUGGAGUGCCAGCAGAAAGAGAUGGGGCUGGGGCCGUGCAGGCAGGGCUCAGCAGCCGGAGUGGUGUGCACAAAGCCGAAGGCCCGCUGGCACCCUGGGGACCAGAGCGCUUCAGCAACACCAUUCCAACCUGCGGGGGCCAUCUAUCUCCCCACCAAGGCAGAAGCCCCUGAGGAUGCUGACACUGAGACGAUGCAGCUCAUGACGGAAGACGCUGCCCCAUGA